UGUGAUAAGGAAUAGAAACCAAGGGCAUUUUGGUACAACUUUGUGCUAUAAAUUGACAAGGUUCAUGUUGCUCCCCAUGCACAAGCCCGAUUCUCUCCUCUCCUCAAUUAUUUUCCUCUCUGAAUUGCCAUAAUUUGCUGUGAGUUUCCUGAUCAAGUUGCAAGAGGAAUAAAAGAAAAUUAUGGUUUCUAAAGUGGAAGAAGCUAUGAAGAGGCAACAGCAGUCACAGCAACAGAGUCACAAGGGAAGGGAUCAUUGCCAUCAGCAAUACCAUCAGCAGCAGCUGCAGAAGCAGAUACAAUGUAACAAGGGGAAAACUCCCAAGUUUAAGAGGAGCACCUCCAAUCUUGAAGAAGAUGGGGCUUCCUCUGCCAUUCUCUUGCUUGCUUGCAUUGCCUGCACUCCCUCGUAUUGAUCACCUAAAUACGAUACAUAUAUAGGCAGACAUAAGCUUCUGUUUCCACCUUCCGUUCUUCCUCGCCCUCACUAUGACUCUUUAUUGUCUCCCCUGUAUCUUUUCUCUCUGUUAAUGUUCACUAAGCCUAAAUCUCUAUAUUGUACUAGCUAGAAUUUCUAACUUCUCCUUGUUUCCCUGCAUAUUUUUAGUUCAAAUACGUGUUGUAGUACUAUUUACAUUUUCUUUGAAAGAGUUUAUCAGCUGAUA
Messenger RNA from Theobroma umbraticum, 664 nucleotides. RefSeq lists its product as uncharacterized. The record is from RefSeq and is a predicted model, not a curated record. NCBI's taxonomy places the organism in Eukaryota, Viridiplantae, Streptophyta, Magnoliopsida, Malvales, Malvaceae.